This is a messenger RNA of Sporothrix brasiliensis 5110, 1188 nucleotides long. Its product is annotated as V-type H+-transporting ATPase subunit C. The transcript is spliced from 5 exons. Gene Ontology annotation, biological process: proton transmembrane transport. The coding region runs from base 1 to 1188 and encodes 395 amino acids. Gene Ontology annotation, cellular component: vacuolar proton-transporting V-type ATPase, V1 domain. Gene Ontology annotation, molecular function: proton-transporting ATPase activity, rotational mechanism. The record is from RefSeq and is a predicted model, not a curated record. NCBI's taxonomy places the organism in Eukaryota, Fungi, Ascomycota, Sordariomycetes, Ophiostomatales, Ophiostomataceae.
AUGCCGAACCCCGCAAAAUACGCCAUCGUCUCUCUCCCCCUCCGCAUCUUCGAUUCCGGCAAUCGAGAGGGGGCCGUCGCCUCUCUUCGUACCACCGUGAACCCCGAAAAUGGCGCUGUCCAACUCUUCCUCAUUCCUGAGUUCAAAAUUGGUACCCUAGAUGCCUUGGUCCAGCAGGCAGAUGACCUUGCAAAGCUCGACGCUGGUUGCGAGGGUGUGGCGUCUCGGGUGGCGGACUCCCUAAGAACGAUUCUCGACAACGACGAAGAGAAACUCACGCAACACAAGAUCGUCAAUGACAAGCCUACUGAUCACUACUUACAAAACUUCUCCUGGAACAACGUGCGGUACCGGAUAGAUCGCCCGCUCGGCGAUAUCAUCGACACAUUGCAAAAGGAGCUCGUCAACAUCGACAAUGAUGUCAAGGGCAAGUUCACCCAGUACAACUCGGUGAAGUCCAACCUGGCUACUUUGCAAAGAAAGCAAACUGGAAACCUUGCCACGAAGUCCCUGACCCCUCUCAUUAAACCCUCGCUUUUAGUCCAAGACUCGGAAUACCUUGAAACGCAUCUUGUUGUUGUCCCGACCGGCUCUCGAAAAGAGUUCCUCCGCGAAUAUGAGACGCUCGCUCCGAUGGUGGUUCCCCGGUCCGCGAACCAGCUCGCCGAAGACGAUGAGUUUGCGCUGUUUGGCGUGACAACAUUCAAGAAGCACAGUGCUGAGUUCCUGCAGAAAUGCCGUGAACAUAAGUGGACGCCGCGCCAAUACAAAUACGUUGAGGGCGGCAAGGAAGAGGAGCAGCGCGAGCUGGACCGUGUCACUCGUGAAGAAAAGAAAGUUUGGGGCGAGGCUUUAUGGCUGGCGCGUACGAGUUGGAGCGAAAGCGUCAUGAUCUGGAUGCAUGCACUCACGCUCCGUGUGUUUGUCGAGACAGUUCUACGGUACGGCCUACCGCUCGACUACGUGAGCGUUCUAAUCAAGACGUCGCCCAAGUCUGCGAAAAAGCUCAAGACAUCGCUGGAUUCAGCAUACUCAUAUCUCGGCGGCAAUGCAUUUGGUAGGGACAAGAAGGGCAAGAUCACUAAGGACGAUGCCUCGCUGUCUUCUGAUAUGGCAGCUGCUGGUGUCGGGCUAGCUGAUGGCAACGAGUACAUGGCGUACGUGUACUAUGAGUUCGAAUUCCCCUAA